Gryllus bimaculatus (two-spotted cricket) is the source of this 291-nucleotide messenger RNA. The record is from the annotation of a GenBank genome assembly. NCBI's taxonomy places the organism in Eukaryota, Metazoa, Arthropoda, Insecta, Orthoptera, Gryllidae.
AUGGUUACUAGUGUGAUGAAGACUAGUGAAGAUAGCGAAGAGAUGGGCACUUUUGUAAGACGAGACGAAAGGGGUAAAAUCAGAACGAGUAACCCUGCCACUGCACACAACCAAACAUCGAUGCCCGGGGUGGGAUUAGAACGUCUGGAACAUUGCCUGACCCUUCCAGUCGAGAUGGCUAACGGUCCACGAAACAGGGGUCAAAGUUUAAGACGAGAAAGGGUAGCUCUUCUUGCGAAUCCUUACGAGGGACGAGUAGCUGAUGUUGGAAUGGAGUUGUUCUCCCCAUAG